Cuscuta epithymum is the source of this 1699-nucleotide messenger RNA. NCBI's taxonomy places the organism in Eukaryota, Viridiplantae, Streptophyta, Magnoliopsida, Solanales, Convolvulaceae. The record is from the annotation of a GenBank genome assembly.
UGGGGAUAAUCAUGAACGACUGCCAUUUGAACACUAUCCAUUUGAACACUGCAUAGCUGUUUUUUAUUUCAUUCUCAACUUUUUGCAGCUUGCUUGGGUUACAAAAACCGGAGACUCUGAGGUGGAAAUCCCUUUUACAAUUCGUCCCACCAGUGAAACAGUUAUGUAUCCUUACUUCUCUAAGUGGAUUAGAGGUCACCGUGAUUUGCCUUUGAGACUGAAUCAAUGGUGCAAUGUUGUGCGGUGGCAGUCCAGCCAUCCCACUCCUUUCAUAAGGAGUCAUGAAUAUCUAUGGCAAGAAGGGCAUACAGCAUUUGCAACAAAGGAGGAAGCAGAGGAUGAGGUUCUUGAUAUUUCUGAGCUGUAUAGAAGUAUAUACGAAGAGUAUUUAGCAGUUCCAGUCACCACGGGACGGAAAAGUGAGAUCGAGAAGUUUGCUGGUGCACUUUAUACAACAACCGUUGAGGCUUUUAUUCCGAACAUUGGGCAUGGUAUACAAGGUGCAGCUGCACACUGCUUAGGGAACAAUUUUGCGGAAGCAUUUGAGAUAAAUUUUGAGAAUAUGAAAGGAAAAACGGAAAAGGUUUGGCAGAACUCAUGGGCAUUUAGUACCAGAGCGAUUGGAGUGAUGAUCAUGGUUCAUGGGGAUGAUAAAGGGUUGGUUUUUCCACCAAAAGUUGCACCAAUCCAAGUGGUUGUUAUCCCUAUGUCUUACAGUGAGGAUGCUGACGCCAAAGUGAUUUUUGAAGCAUGUGCUGCCACUGUUAAGAACUUGGUGGAAGCUUGCAUUCGUGUGGAGGCAGACAUCAGAGAACACUAUUCAUCUGACUGGAAAUGUUCUAACUGGGAACUGAAGGGGGUUCCUCUUAGGAUUGAAAUACAUCCCAAAGACCUUGCCAAUGACCAGGUAAGAGUUGUGAGGCGUGACAGUGGUGCUAAAACUGAUAUUCCACUGGCUAACAUAGUUGAUCAUGUAAAAGAUGUGCUUGCUGAUAUUCAACAAAAUCUUUUUGACGUUGCAAAACAAAAGCGAGAUGACUGUGUCGAGAUUGCUGAGACCUGGGAUGAGUUUGUGAAUGCUCUGAACAGAAAGAAGGUUGUAUUAGCUCCAUGGUGUGAUGAAGAGGCUGUUGAGAAAGAUGUGAAAGCAAGAACAGUAGAGAAUAUGAGCUCGAUAAAAACCAUUUGUUCCCCACUGGAGCAGCCUGAGCUAACUAAAGGCGUGAAAUUUGAUUCGGUUCUAGUGAAAAACGUAGUUGUUAAAUUUGGUUCAGUUUUAGCCUUCUUCGUGACGGAGGCCUAUUGAUGCAGGCAAGCAAAUCAUUCUUUUACACUUGAAUGGAAACUGUCACAUUAUUUACGCAGAGGAGAAGGCAGCCGGGACCCGUAUUCUCAUUGAUGGCAGGACUUGCUUACUUCAGGUGCUCUGGAGUUUUAUUUACCCACUUCGAAUGGUUUUUUAUCGUCAAAUUUUUGUCCUCAUAUCGUUUUGGCGAUCAAAACUGUAACAUUUCAGUCUCGAAACUCUAUAGUUCAUGUGAUUUAGUUCAUUCCGUUGAGUUUUUGAUACAUUUUACUGUUCAAUUCCACAUGGGUUGCUAUUAGCCACAUGGUAUCACACAUUUGACUUUGUAUUAUUGAAAUGUAUUUGUUUUUUUUAAUGAAAUGUAUUUAAAUUUACUAAUUAUUUACUAGUACA